AUGCCCAGUGAUAGUGAGGAAGAAGAUACAGUGGUGAAGAUUGAGAAUGUACUACAGGAAAUUGAUGAGGAGGACUGGAUUACCAUGGGUGGGAUCGAUGAUAGAUCUACUUGUACAUUUACAAGGGGAUAUGUAAAACGACAGGCGCUUUACACUUGUCAUACAUGCUUAAACAUUAACCAAAUAAAAGCUGCAAUUUGCUUUCCUUGUGCAAUUGUGUGUCAUUCUGACCAUGACAUAGUUGAAUUGUACACCAAACGCUAUUUCAGAUGUGACUGUGGCAACUCUAAAUUUGCUGGUGUUUGUAAUUGCUUAUUGUGGGAGGAGAAGGACGAUGAAAAUGAUUUAAACCAGUACAAUGACAAUUUUUCUAACCAAUACUGCACGUGCCAACGUCCGUAUCCAGACCCUGACUAUGACGGUGUUGAAGAGAUGAUUCAAUGUGGCAUAUGUGAAAACUGGUUUCAUUUGGAGCAUCUCAACAUGGAUAAAGGAUUUCAGCCACCCGAGGAUUAUAACGAGAUGACCUGUUUUAUGUGCAUUAAAAAGUACGCGUUUCUAUUUAUGCAUGCAUAUGACACCGAGGAGACGUUUCGGCAAUCUUGUCAUUCAGCUACUUGUACAAAGAAUAACAGCUUGGCUGAGGUUAUUUAUACUCCAGAUUCUAAAAAGUUGAAGAAAACUGGAAAUGAAGCUACGACACAUCCGGAAGACGAUUGUCGUUUGUUCCCAUGGGCUAGCAAGAUGAAAAAACACGCGCCUGAGUUCCGCUGUUCGUCCCUUGAUAGCUUGGACAACCUUGAUCCUAAUUUAGUACCAUCAGUGUUUUGGAUCUCUGAUUGGAGAAGCUUCCUCUGCCGAUGCGAAGACUGUAAGAAAAUGUACAAGCAUUUUAAAGUAGAAUUUCUAUUGGAUCCUGAAGACUCAGUAUCUCAUUACAUGCAGCUGGGAAAACAAAGGACUAAAUCGAUCAACGAAGAAGAAAAACGCACACUAAAUGAGGCUCUUGCAGAGUUGCCACAUCCUGUAGCAGUAAAUUUUGCAACAGGGUUUGUACGACUAAAAGAAGCUCUGGAGGAAUUUUUCACAAAGAAGAGAGACAAAAACCACAUUGUAACAGAGUCGGAAGUAAAAGCUUUUUUCGAAGACUUUCGUAAGCGCAGUCAAUCGUAA
Schistosoma rodhaini is the source of this 1173-nucleotide messenger RNA. NCBI's taxonomy places the organism in Eukaryota, Metazoa, Platyhelminthes, Trematoda, Strigeidida, Schistosomatidae. The record is from the annotation of a GenBank genome assembly.